GAUCAAUCACUCACUCGGCAUCGCUCUCGAUCCUCUGACGCGCUCACCCCCCCCCCAAAUCAAAUGCUCAUGUGCAUCGUCUAGCUCAACAUGCCUGUGUAUGGCUCUUAGAUGAACAUGUCAGCGAUACGUAUGUGCGCCUUGCGUCCGCUCAAUGGGAUCCGGAGAUCCCAUCUUGGGCUGGCUCAAGCGCAGCUCCAGCGACCGUACGGCCAUCUGAAAACGAGUGGCGGUAGAUAUACAGAGGCCCUCGUUAUCGUGAGGCUCCAGCAAACGCGGAGUCAGUCGACUGGAGGCAAGAAGUUUUCAGACCAACCACCGCCGACGCCGUCUGGGUCACUGCUGCUUCGAGCUUUGCGGCAGAGCUUGAGUCUGCGUCCCUUGAUAGGCGCCUUCCGUGGACAAAAUCUGCAAAGACUAUACCGUCAGAGCCCCGAAGAGCUCGUUAUUGCCCUGGCACUUUUGGCUGGCAUUUCGGUCAUUGUUGUCUAUGUAAUAUACACAUAUUACAACUAUUUCCAGUCAGAACAAUUCACAAAGUUCCCCCCCGAUGUCGCCAAAUCGAUGCGACGUGCAUUAUACUACAGCAACUACAGUCCCGACCCGAAACUCGCCUUGAAGUACUACAAGCUGGCUCUGGAGCAGUGUGAGCAAAACGGCAUCGACCCUUUCACAGAUGGUGUCUUGGGUAUCAAGAUCCAGCUGGCUGCAUGGCUGGAGAAGAUCGGAAGCUAUAAGAACUCGACUGACGUCUUGGAGGCCCUUCUCCGUGACUGCAAGAAAUGGGUCGAAAAGAUGGAGGAAUCCGACCGUCAGGGGCUCAUUGGCAAAGACGGCAACCUUGUUGGGGCUCCUGUCCAGGCAGCGAAAAAGGACACAAACUCCGAUUCCCCAGAGGAAGAAGUGCAAGAAAACCUAUGGGGCAAACGCACUCGGGUGCUUGGCAAGUCGGUAGGAAUCAGUGUCAAGCUUGGAGAGCUGUACGCCGACGAGCAUGUACUUCAAAGCGACACUGCCGGAGAGCGGCUCAUCUGGGCCGUCGAGACUGUUCUGAAAGAACUGCAGCGCCGACAGGUACAAGGCGUGAAGGAAGGUGAGGGCGAUUGGAUGACCCCUGAACAAAUCGGAGGCGCUUUAGAAGCUCUAGCCCAUCACUACGAAUCUAAGGACAAGCACUAUUUGGCAGCUCCACUCUUCCUCCAAGCACUAACUAUGUCUCCCCCCAAGAGCUGUCAUACUGCGGUCCUGAUGAAUAAUUUGGCAAUAUCAUUGGCACAACAACCGGUUGCUUCGGCUGAUGCAAUCGCGCCAGCUGCUAAGGGCCAACCUCGUGCCACAAGAGCGUCUCUUCUUGCCAGCGCCAAGUCAUGGGCAACUCAAGCACACGCAACUGGAUCAAAGGUGACCGGCGAUGACCGGACCGAAGAAUGUGAUCAGGCCUGUGCUGUCGCUUUAUGCAACCUGGGUGAGAUCGCAGCCAUGAUGGGCGACAUGGACGAAGCAAAGGCUAGAUUCAAGCAGAGUCUUGGCUUGAGUAGACGCAUCGGCUUUGAGGCCGGCGUCACCCAGGCUGAAGAUGGACUGGCAGCUACAUCGAUCAGCCUUUCGUCAAAAGCUCCUUGAUGCACCUAGCAAACGUGUCGAUCAAGAACAACAUGAGCCAUCCGUGGCCAAGUUUCCGAUGCUAAAAUGCCUUGUGGCUUGAGCCUUAUGUAAACUGCCCGCUUCAUAGAAAUAGUCAAGACCAGGUUCAGGGCCGUUCAGUCCUUAUAGCCCUAGGAGUCGUGGCGCAUCUACUUCUAAAAGCAUAGAAGAUCAACCUUUGCCAGGAUUGUUCUCGUGCC
This is a messenger RNA of Truncatella angustata, 1844 nucleotides long. RefSeq lists its product as uncharacterized. The coding region runs from base 112 to 1623 and encodes 503 amino acids. The transcript has 4 exons. Gene Ontology annotation, molecular function: misfolded protein binding. Gene Ontology annotation, biological process: protein quality control for misfolded or incompletely synthesized proteins. The record is from RefSeq and is a predicted model, not a curated record. NCBI's taxonomy places the organism in Eukaryota, Fungi, Ascomycota, Sordariomycetes, Amphisphaeriales, Sporocadaceae. Gene Ontology annotation, cellular component: i-AAA complex.